AUGGGCAGGGUGUUUCUCUCUACGGAGUCGUCUGAGGAAUGUCCGUGUCAAGGAACGGAUCUCCGAGACUCCAAUCCUCGACCAGAGUCUCGGUCUUCUCUUCCUCCUUCUCUGACGUUUUCGUCUUCGUCUCCCUGUCCUCUGUCGUCUGCGGUUUCUUCACCCACGGGUGCUCAGUGUUCUCCCGUUUCUCCCUUCUCGAAUGCCUUUUCAGACACAGAAGGAAAAAACAUGCGACAGACAAGACAGGCAGGUGAACAAGGAACCCAAAACAGGGAGGGAAACACAGAACGCACAAGGAUACAAGAAGGCAGACAAGAACGACAACAAGAGCGAGACCGAGGGACAGAACGAGGGAGAGAACAAGAGAGAGAUCAUGACAGCAACGUGUGCCUUCUAUGUAGAAGCAAUGGCGUCAUCACGCAGUGGGGCAUUGAGCGCGUCGAUUCAUUUUCGUCCUCGGAUACCGGAUCCAGUGGCUUUUGGGAGAAUGCGUUUUUCGCGGUGUCGCCUCAGGACAGGAGGCCACUGCUGUUGGGAACCUUCUCUGACGAAUCUCUCGGAGGCGCGCUGCGUGAACUGACAGCCGAUGGCUUGGUGGCGAAGAUGCGAGGCCAGCAGAAACAGCGGGUGUCUGUACACGUCGCGGCCGACAGAUGUCUGAAUUUUGUGCAGAAGAAUUUCAGAUAUGAAUUCAUGGAGUUCUCCGACUUGGUUCAGAGCAUCCGAUUCCAGAUCAAUGGAGGCGACCGACGAAUGAGCGAGACACCUGAGACUCACAGAGAUGAAACUCCAGUUGAAAAGCGAGAGGGCGGCAACAGUCGAGGUGGGGAGGUCUCCACAUACAGCUGCGGACGUGAUAGUCUCUCGACGUCAUCCCAAGAAGGCGCUCUCCAGUCCGAUCGAAAGUUUUUCUAUUUCCGGUCGCUGGGACGAAGGCCAGCGAAGGAUCCUUCUUCUCUCUCUGCUAUGAGUUCAGCCAUCGCCGCAGCUUUUCAUCUUCCUCCAGGACUUCGACUUGAAGACGCGAACGCACCUGCCUCUUGGUUGUCCUUUGCUUCCUCCUCUUUUCCUUCUUCCUCUUGUUCCUCUUCUUCUUCAUCUUCUGAGUCUUCCUCUUCCUCUUAUUCAUGUUCGUCAGCCUCUUCGUCUUUGUCCCCUUCUGCGUCUGCGGUCCUUCCUUCCCUGCACUCUUCGUGUUGCUGCUCCGCGUCAUCGUCUCUGUCUGCUUCUUCUCCUUUGUCUUUGUCGCAGUCUGCUGCGUUUUCUGCUUCACCUGGUCCGAGUCAGUCAGUCGAUUCUUCUUCCUCGGAGAGAUGUCUGGCCACGAGUGUCAGCGACUCAGGUUUGCCUGCUCCCGCGCCUCAAUCUCUCGGAAAUAUCGCAUCGGGUGAAUCGAAUGGAAACGCAGAAAGAAGUGGAAAGGGGAGUUCAGCGAUUGGCGCUUCUGCCGCCAUAGUCAACUGCGGCGAACGAGCUUCAAGAGCACUAACGGCUUCCGCGGCUCCACGUGAGUGUGCCUCGCCCGUACGCGCAGGAGAGACAGGAAAGGCAAAGGCGCUGAGUGGCAGCUCUGCUGCAGUUUUCAACAUGCGUUCGAACUGCCUGCGCAGUGAUCCGGGUGAAGCGGAAACGGCUGUCCGUCGCCCUGUAGACGAUGAGAAGAGAUGUCAUGGAGACACCAAGCAAGCGAAGAAAAACAAGAACAAUCGUGGCGUUGAAAGCCGUGGAUGCAAUGCCGAAGACGAAAACGCCCACGCAUUCCUUGCUGCCCCGUCUGUUCGUCUCCAAGAACACUCGACUGUUCUGCGGGUCGCUCAGCCAGGACUUGAACUGUGGACGCACUACGAUAUUCCCGAUAACUUCCUUGUCCAGAUUUCCGGAUAUAAACGCGUAUUUCUCUUUCCGCCCUCGACCGUCAACAGGCUAGGCAUUCGCGAGUCUUCGUCGCCAAUUCAGGGACUUGUCUCUGGGGUUGCUGAUUUGUCGACGUAUCCAGACGCGGGCCUCGCUCUGCGCGAGGCGUCCUUCGUGGACUUAAGCCCUGGUUCGAUUCUCUUUCUUCCUUCUCGCUGGAUUCAUGGCGUCUUCAUGUUCCCGGCUGUCGCCGACCUUUGCGUGAACUGCCAAACAUACGUGAAGCAGCUGGGCUCCCGCCCUGUCGCGCCGUCGGCUUAUCUUCGGACAGACGAGUCGUGGAAAGGAAGGAGGCAAACGAACGCCGUUUCUCAGACGUCCUGUGGAGAGACGGGGGGAACGGUUGCCGUACAAUGGGGGCAGAGGGAGUGUGGAGAAGCAGAAGAAGCAGAAGGCAGCGGGGCCCACACUAACGGAAGCAGGAGUAAAUUUGGAGGAAUGGUCGAGAAUAGAAAGAGGGAAGACACAGGGAAGACAAGCGACCAGCAUGAGGCGGAGAAUGGCGCGGACAAAAACGGAGUAGAGAAGGCUGACGCGUGUGUAUCGAUCAACGUUUUUUUCUAUGAUCGAACUGAACCAAAUGUCGUCUACGCAAAGAAAGACAUCUAUGGAAACAAGGAUCCACCGGCCUACGACAACGCGCGAGCAGUUCUCGAUGAGCAACUCGUCCCGGUACUCUCGUCUCUGCCGAAGACCGCAGCUGCCUUUUACCUGCGCAAGCUUUCACUGGAACUUCUGCGCCGUGCAGCAACCCUGGAAAGCGCGACGAAUCCUCAGUCUCCCUCCCGCGGUUGACUGGGACCGACUGUUCGCAGGAAACAAACAACCUGCAGGUGUUGUAGGAGCAGCGCGUAAAACAUUGUUUAAAAGAUGGAAUGUGGGGCCUCGGGCGUUCCUGGGCCACAUUUCGGUUUUAUCGAUUCUUCUUGCCGUCGAGUGUGCCUGUGCACUGAUUUG
Toxoplasma gondii ME49 is the source of this 2874-nucleotide messenger RNA. It is a transcript of the gene C2ORF60, whose product is annotated as jmjC domain-containing protein C2orf60. The transcript has 5 exons. The record is from RefSeq and is a predicted model, not a curated record. Lineage: Eukaryota; Apicomplexa; Conoidasida; Eucoccidiorida; Sarcocystidae. Gene Ontology annotation, molecular function: 2-oxoglutarate-dependent dioxygenase activity. Bases 1 to 2712 code for a protein of 903 amino acids.